AUGUUUAAAGCAAACAGUCUGCUUAAUGUGUUAAUGAAGGGAGAAGCCUCGAAUGGCACCUCUCAAACUCAAGUAAAUGGUAUCGUUGAACAGCUGGUCGUUCUAUUUCCCGACGCUGAUUCCGAGUAUCUGCGUUACUGUGUUGGAUUUUACAAGGAUAACCAUGUUGAACGCAUUAGUGAAAAAAUAUUCAAUCAUAACAAAGGACAUUAUCCAAAGAUUCCAGAGGGAUGUCAGGAUGCAAAUAGUGUUAAGGCGAAGAAUUCAUAUCUUUUACAAUUGAACGAGAUAUUUCCAGAUUGCGAAGUAUCCCACAUCCGAGAAAAAAUAUGUAGUCUGGAACAUAGUCAUGUACAGAGAGUGACGGAGGCAUUGUUGAGUUCAAGGGAUUAUCCCCGUCGACUAAACCCUUCUGUCAUAGAAGCAUGGGAACAUAUACGAUCGUCAGAAUAUAUGAAGGCUGUCAGAUAUAAAUUGUACAACGAUUAUCCAAAUACUUGGGGGUCAACCAUCAAGGCAGUGCUCGCAGAGAAUAAUUCUGAUUACAUCAGGAGUUUCACAAAGCUCAAGGAUUUGACAACAAACAAUUGGUGGACGCCAGUAAUUAAUCUAUUUAAACGAAAGUCUUAUAAGGAGAUGGACAAUCCAGAGUUGGCAGAGGACAUCAAACGAAUACAGGCACGUAAAUUGGAAGAACAGUCUCAAGUGGAUUAUGAAGUUGCCAAACGAGUGAAUUUUUCGGAGUACGAGAAUAACAACCAGUUAAUCACGUGUGGUUGUUGUUACGGCGAUUACACUUUUGAAGAAUUGACAUGUUGCAACGAGGGUCAUUUAUUUUGUAAGGAAUGUAUUUCUAGGUUGGUACAAGAAGGACUUUAUGGUCAGGGGUCUUUGCGAGGGAAGCGAAUUAAUUGCAUAGAAUCAGAUGGAUGUGAGGGAUACUUUACUGAGGACCAAUUAGAGAAAACAUUAUCAUCGGACGUAUUCAGAAAUUACAUAGAAUCUCUGGUAGAAAAUUCCUUGAAACAAGCUAAUUUGUCGCUUGUGCAGUGUCCAUUUUGUUCUUAUUGUGAAGCAGAUGAUGAUGAUCCUUUAAAAAUCUCAAAGACAUUUGUCAUCGUUGCCAGCAUUCCUCUAGCCGUGAUACCACUUUUCUCAUCCUUUGAGAGUGUCGUCAGCGCUCUUAGUAUGGUUGCCAUAUUUAUUCUACCUCAAAUAGUGUUGGGUAUGAUGGGGGUACUUCCUAUAAAGUCUUGGCUCGAAGAAAUUGACAAUAUAAUUAGAAGGGUAAAGAGAAGACGCCGAGGAAAUACAUUUCAUUGCCGGAAUCCCGAUUGCUCUAAGGUCUCAUGUUUGGUGUGUAAUCGCGAGUGUAGACCUUUUCAUAAAUGCUAUGAGAAGGAACAAGAUAGUCUGCGGCUCUAUGUGGAAAAAGCCAUGGCUGAAUCGGUAAAGAGAACGUGUCCCAAGUGUCAUGUAUCGUUCACCAAGUCUGAUGGUUGUAAUAAAAUGACGUGUCGAUGCGGAUAUGUAAUGUGUUACCUGUGUAGAAAAGACCUACGCCAAGAGUCAUAUGCACAUUUUUGCGAUCACUUCCGACCGAUACCUGGUCAAAAAUGUAAAAAGUGCAAUAAAUGUGAUCUAUAUAAAACUGAAGAUGAAGAGAUUGUGAUCAAGGAAGCGGCCGCAAAGGCAAGAGCUGAAUUCAUCAAAGCUCACCCGGAAGCAAAAGAAGCCAAUAUUUUAGAAAACACCGCUAUCGGACCGAUCGUAAAUGAUGAUGAAAGACUAGUAAGAGAAUCGUUCGAAAGAGCCAUUGAAAAGAUUGUCGAGUAUCUAUUACCUUAA
Messenger RNA from Acaulospora morrowiae, 1848 nucleotides. The record is from the annotation of a GenBank genome assembly. NCBI's taxonomy places the organism in Eukaryota, Fungi, Glomeromycota, Glomeromycetes, Diversisporales, Acaulosporaceae.